AUGCUUCACAGACCAUCGUUGACUGGAGUUCCCUUUAAUAAAAAUGAUUAUGAUGAUAUCAGUAUACAAGCACAAUAUAUUUUAAAUUUUUGGAAAGAUUGUGGAAAAUCAGAUAUAUGGAGAAAUAUUUAUAGUGCAAUUGAUGAUUUAGACUAUAAUAGAUUAAUUCAAGAGCUUGAAAA
This is a messenger RNA of Rhizophagus irregularis DAOM 181602=DAOM 197198, 182 nucleotides long. NCBI's taxonomy places the organism in Eukaryota, Fungi, Glomeromycota, Glomeromycetes, Glomerales, Glomeraceae. The record is from RefSeq and is a predicted model, not a curated record.